Siniperca chuatsi (mandarin fish) is the source of this 11116-nucleotide messenger RNA. RefSeq lists its product as uncharacterized. Gene Ontology annotation, cellular component: membrane. The record is from RefSeq and is a predicted model, not a curated record. Lineage: Eukaryota; Metazoa; Chordata; Actinopteri; Centrarchiformes; Sinipercidae. Gene Ontology annotation, biological process: protein import; protein targeting. Gene Ontology annotation, molecular function: ABC-type protein transporter activity; ATP binding.
UGUGUUGGCCCACCGGGAAAAGACUGGUACGCGCGAUUACCAGUCCACUACUAGUGGAGUCCUCAUAAUAUAAAUGAGCCGGUCUCUCUUUUUCCAGACAGACUUGGACGAGACACCAGCAAGCUGCUUACGUGACGGACAUUCACAGGAACAAGGAAAACACAGGUUGACUAAAUAAUCAGAAAUGGGGAACGUACCAUCAGAAUGUAACAUGGGCGACCGCCUGAGAUGCUGCAAGUGCAAUAAAGUCCUGCCUCCAUGCAAAUCCUUCGAUGAUUUAUACCGAAGUACUGUUCAUGGGCGGGACGUAUAUGUGUUCAAUGGAGGUGAAUACUACAGACCAGUUGGCUACGAUAUGUACGAGUGUGAUUAUUGCUUUAAUAAGCCAAUCAGGGAUCAAGAGGAGCGACAGAGGAGAGAGGAGGAGAAGAGAAGAGAAGAGGAGAGACAGAGGAGAGAGGAGGAGAGACAGAGGAGAGAGGAGGAGAAGAGAAGAGAAGAGGAGAGACAGAGGAGAGAAGAGGAGAGACAGAGAAGAGAGGAGGAGAAGAGAAGAGAAGAAGAGAGACAGAGGAGAGAAGAGGAGAAGAGAAGAGAAGAAGAGAGACAGAGGAGAGAAGAGGAGAAGAGAAGAGAAGAAGAGCGACGGAGGAGAGAGGAGGAGAAGAGAAGAGAAGAGGAGCGACGGAGGAGAGAGGAGGAGAAGAGAAGAGAAGAGGAGAAGAGGAGAAGAGAAGAAGAGAGACAGAGGAGAGAGGAGGAGAGACAGAGGAGAGAGGAGGAGAAGAGAAGAGAAGAGGAGAGACAGAGGAGAGAAGAGGAGAGACAGAGAAGAGAGGAGGAGAAGAGAAGAGAAGAAGAGAGACAGAGGAGAGAAGAGGAGAAGAGAAGAGAAGAAGAGCGACGGAGGAGAGAGGAGGAGAAGAGAAGAGAAGAGGAGCGACGGAGGAGAGAGGAGGAGAAGAGAAGAGAAGAGGAGAAGAGGAGAAGAGAAGAAGAGAGACAGAGGAGAGAAGAUGAGAGACAGAGGAGAGAGGAGGAGAGGAGAAGAGAAGAGGAGCGACAGAGGAGAGAGGAGAAGAGGAGAAGAGAAGAGGAGAGACAGAUGAAAGAACAGCAAAGAGCAAGAGAGGCUGAAGAGAAGAAGAGACAAGAAGAACUGAAUCAAAGACUUCAAGAAUCCCACCAACGAGCCAACGAGCAGCAGGAGAAACAACUGAGCAGCGACAUUUCAGAAGAAUAUGAGUCCAAGCGAGACGAAGAGGAGAGGAGGAAUGAGGAUCAAGAGGAGCGGCAGAGGAGAGAAGAGGAGAAGAGAAGAGAAGAGGAGCGACAGAGGAGAGAGGAGGAGAAGAGAAGAGAAGAGGAGAGACAGAGGAGAGAAGAGGAGAAGAGAAGAGAGAGGAGGACGGAGGAGAGAGAGGAGAAGAGAAGAGAAGAGGAGAAGAGGAGAAGAGAAGAAGAGAGACAGAGGAGAGAAGAUGAGAGACAGAGGAGAGAGGAGGAGAGGAGAAGAGAAGAGGAGCGACAGAGGAGAGAAGAGGAGAAGAGAAGAGAAGAAGAGCGACAGAUGAAAGAACAGCAAAGAGCAAGAGAGGCUGAAGAGAAGAAGAGACAAGAAGAACUGAAUCAAAGACUUCAAGAAUCCCACCAACGAGCCAACGAGCAGCAGGAGAAACAACUGAGCAGCGACAUUUCAGAAGAAUAUGAGUCCAAGCGAGACGUUCUAAUAUGGCAUCUGGAUGAGUUUGAGGCUAACUAUGAAUCAGGCAGUGAUGAGCUUCUAGAAAUCCUCUCUUUGAAAUGCAGUUUCCCAGUUCCAAAUCUCAGUCUCACUCAGCUGACAGCUGAUCAGCUGGAGAAGAUCAUGUCAGUCCUGGACAAACUUCUGUUUGAUGAAUGGAUUAGUGCUCCCCCAUCCCUCAGCACUCUGCAGCACACUCAGGUGUUCAUCACAGAGCUGUGUGCCUUGUCUCUGGAGAUAUCCGAGGGAGUUUCCCUACAAAGCAUCUCCAGUCGUGUGCAGUCCCUGGUGGAGUCCAUCAGCCAAUCAGCAUGUGAUGUUUUUGAGAGUUUCCUGCUGACUCAAGCCCUGUAUGUGAACCUGAUGCACUUUUUCACUGACUACGACAGCUCUGAUACUGAUGCAGUCGUCAUAGCCAAACAAUGGGCUGAACACGAGCUUUCUACUGAGCAGCUCUUUCUUAUAGAAUUCCUGAGCACCCUCACAUCAUCACUGCAGAAUGCAGUUGAAAGAGCCUCUGUGUUCAUUUUAAAGAUGGAAAUGCAGUGCUUGAAGCUUCUCUUAUCCACACUCACACAACUAAAUGGCAAAGAAACCCAUUCAGAAUCCACUAAAAUGCUCCUCAGACUUGUGCAAACAAACCAUUGGACCCCAACGGAGGCGAUGACUCUGCUCAAAGCACUGUCACAGAAAUAUGCAGAGGAUGUUUCAAUAACUGAAGUCCUUACGUUGGUACAAGUGUACGACAUAUCGCCUGAGUGGACGGAUGAGUCCGGACGAUCUCUCAUCCAUGCUCUUGACUUUGCUGGCCCUGAGAGAUUUUAUCAGGAUUUCCAAAAGACUGUCAGAAGGGAAGAUGAGAGCAGUCUAGUUGCAGCUCUAGCAGAAUUAAAAAUGUUAUGGAAUUUGGAUGAUUCUGUGAUUGAUAUGAUAAAAAACAUUACCAGUGGCGUCCGGCAAUAUUCAGAAAAUGCACCAAAAGAUGCACCAUUUAUGAAAGAUUCCUUUAAAUGUGUAACCUUGAAUGCAGAUGACAUACAGAACUCUCUGGCUCAGCUCUGCAAAGCAGUUUUUGACACAAAAGGCUGGUGGCCCACAGGGAGUCAGAUGCUGCGGUGGUGUGCAUUGGUGCUGACUGAGAAGAGUGGAGCGCUACAACUGGUUGGUGUGGAAGAAGACUCAUGUGUCACAGCCAUGUUUGCAGCCGCACAAGUCUGCAUGGGAAACAAACUGGACAUUGUGCUGAGCUCUGAUGUUCACUCAGAGGAGCGAACUAAGGAGUGGUCUGACUUCUACACACACCUUGGAAUUUCUGUCAACACAAACUUGAAGAAAACCAAUGCAUCAUACAGGGAUGUCUAUGAAGCGGACAUUGUGUACGGUACCAUCAAUGACUUUGUCUCUGAUUACUUUCAGUACGGCAUAGAGGUGAUGGAAACAGGGAACCCUCAGCUUAGUCGUGGAUUUAUCAUUGAAGAACAAAGUCUCAGUUCUUCCCAUAAUCUGCAACUUUCAAGGCUCAAGGACAAUGAUUCCCUGGUGUUUGCUGCAGAGGUCCUGCAAAGCCUCAUGGGCAAACUUCACAGUGAAGAUAUGGAACUGAGAAACAGGUUUAUUAAGGCUCUUUUUCAGGUACUCCACACCAACCUAAACAAAGACACAAAGGCUGACAAUAAAAUCAUCACCAUCUCAAAGAAAAUUACUGGAAAGGGAUUGGCUUCUGAUGAGGUCUUUGUUCUGACCUUUCUUGAGAAUCUCCUGAGAGUGGUUACUGAAGAACCAGAAAGUGAGAAUAACGGGACAUCUCCAGCAGGCAAAUGGUGUUUGGAGAUAUUAUUUGCCUGUGUGGAGCAUUUCCAAGCCUCAAAAGCACAAACCAAGGAACUCUUGCAGAUGGUUUCAAAUCUUGGAGCACAAAGCCUUUGGUCACCCGUAGAGAUCUUAAACCUCCUUGGAGCAUUGACUGACCACCAUCAUGAUGAAGACUGUAUUUCCAUCAUGAAGAUUUUACAUUUAAUGGCAACAUAUCAAGUGUCUUCCAAGUGGACAGAUGAGAAAAACCAAUCUCUCCUUAAGCUCUUAGAUUCAUCUAGAACUGACAAACUGAUCCAGCAUUUAGAAAAGAGCCUUAGAGACGAGAAAAUAAAAAGCAUUGACACUCUUUUUGACGAAAUACGGCAGAUGAAAGACAUUGAUGAACAAACACUGAGUAAAUCAUACAGUAUAGUAACUCAUGUAACAAACCUGAUCGAAACCGGGGAAAUUGAAAACCACACAGAUGUACAGCGAGCUAGGAAUCUGAGUCACAGCACGGACACAGAAGACCUUCAGGAGUUCCUGGCAGUCUUAUGCAAUGCUGCGCACCUGCACAACUUUGAAGGGAAGUGGUGGCCCAGAGCCACUCAGAUGAUCAGCUGGUGCCUCUUGGCCUUGUCUGACACUGGGAAGCUCCUGGAGAUGGGCACUGGAGAAGGGAAGUCUUGUGUCAUAGCAAUGUUUGCAGUGCUGCGUGCGCUUCGGGGUGAAAAAGUAGAUGUGGUGUCCAGCUCUUCUGUGUUAUGUCAAAGAGAUGCAGAAGAAUGGACCAACUUCUACAAGUACUUUGGUGUGACAGCUGACACAAACACAAAUAAAACCGAAGAUGAAGAUCGAAAAAAAUGCUACCAGAAGGAUGUGGUCUAUGGAACUAUCGAAGCCUUUGCUGCAGAUCACCUUCGCCAGAUAUUUGAAAUGAAGGAUGUGAGGCCUGAUCGCAGCUAUCAGUGCAUCAUAAUCGAUGAAGUGGACUCACUGCUACUGGAUCAGGGAGUGCAGCUGACCUACCUGUCCAGUCCCAUGGUCUCCAUGCAGCACCUGAACAUUAUUCUGGCCAUGAUCUGGGGCCACGUCAGCCAAUAUGGCUUCCUGUCUGCAGGACACCAGACAUUUGUACAGGGUCCUCCUGCUUCAUUCUUCAAGGCCAUCUUUGACUCAAUAGACACAGAGGAAACUGAUAUUAAUGAUCCAAUGGACAUUUUACGCAUUGCUGAAGAAUCCAACGCUGUCCCUAAAGGAUUUACAGAGGAUCUCUACAAAAGUAAAGGGGAUGAACUUCUUAGGAAACUGAAAACUGUGAGUCAGGAUGCUAUGGUAGAUUUUUUCCAAGAAAUUGAGCACUAUGUCCCCUAUAGUUUUACUGUUUACACUUUAGACGACAAAGGGUUGCUCUGUCUGAGAAAGCGCAGCCUGUACAACAACCAGGACAUUUCAGAGCUUACAUUUCUUGUCUUGGAGGAAGGCUUGUGUUGUUCUCUCUAUGACUCAGAAGAAAUUCUCAUCAAGCCCAUUGCAGAAAUGAUCUCAGAGAAGAUUCAGUACACCCCAUGUACAAACAAUGAAGACAAAAUCAGCAUUCCUGGAUUCUUGAAGAAUCUGGCGGAGAAGAAAGUGUCAGUGUGGGUUCAGAAUGCCUUUCUGGCAAUGCAGCUGACGCAAGGACAGGAAUAUGUUGUAGAAAACGAAAACGUCUGUCCAGUGGAUUUCAGAUCAACUGGUAUUGUAGAACUGAAUAAGAAAUGGGGUGAUGGUCUGCAGCAGUUUGUUGAGAUUAAACACAAAAUCAAACUGAGCACAAUUUCAGUAGUGACAAACUACGUUUCUAACAUUUCCUUUUUUGAAAAGUACCAUGGGAAAAUAUAUGGAACAACGGGGACACUUGGGAGCAAAACAGACAUGCUGUUUUUGCAGGACCUAUAUCCAAAUCUCUGUGCCUGCAAAAUGCCAACAUUCAACAGGAAGAAGUUAUUUGAGGUCCAAGGUACUCUGAAGACCUCAGCUGAAGAGUGGAAAUCUGAACUAAAACGUGUGGUUAUGGCUCAGAUUUCCCCAAAUUCAUACAGAGAUGGAAGAGCAGCCCUGGUGAUCUGUGAAACCAUCAACAAAGCUAAAGAGAUCUACGAAGAGCUGAAAGGCAGUAUCCCAGGUGAAAUCAUUCUCUACUGCCGCAGCGACAGAGACAGUUUGAGCAAAAUAGAUAAGGAACUGCUUCCUGGUGAUGUCAUUGUUGCCACAAACCUUGCCGGGCGUGGCACAGACAUAAAAGUGUCUAAACAGGUGAACAACAAUGGAGGACUAUUUGUGAUCCUCUCCUUCCUUUCUGAGAACACAAGAGUGGAACUCCAGGCUUUUGGUCGAACCGCACGCAAAGGUAAACCUGGAUCUGCUCAGGUAAUCAUGUCCACUGAACACCUGCAGCAGUCUUUCAGGACAGCGUCUUCUCUGGAGGAAGCUAAGAGCACAAGGGAUAGACUGGCAGCAGAAAAGAUAAAUCACAUGAUGAACGAUGUCACGGAGUUGAAACUGCGGGAGGACCUGUUUUCAGAGUAUGUCAGAACUCUUGAAGAUAUUCAUAAGAUCACAGAUGUAGAUGACAAAAGAGCUGUUGUUGCCAUCAUGAAUGAGUUCUGGGGGAUAUGGUUGCAAACUAAAUCAGAAGAAAUUGACCAGUUGAAGAGAAAUGAAUUGCAAAAGAGUUUGAAGGCUGAUUUGUCAUUGGCAAAAAGUCAGUCUCAAAGUCAGACUUCACCGUGUUCUAGCAUUUAUCACUACAUCAAGUUUGGAAAUAUCGCGCUGAGUGAAAAACAAUGGGACGUCAGCACCAGGCUAUUUGAAAAAGCCAUGAAACAAGAUGAAAGUUGGGCAGCCAUAGCUUUUUACACUCAUGCGUACUGCACUAUAAAGCAGCAAAAUGCAGAUUACCUCACUAAGGCCAGAGAUGAUCUAACAAAGGCACAGGAGUCUCUGAAGUAUCUUAGUGAGGAAUCCAUGGUCUGUCUACAGUUUGUAAAGAUGUCCUCUGCAGACUCAGCCAACAGUAACCCAACCAGCCUUGAAAAACAGUUAACAACCAAGUGCAGCAUGUUGGGGUACUUUGACAAAAACAUUAGUGAGGCCAUCCAAAAGCUGGAUGAAAUAAAAGAAAGAAAUAGGGAUGCAAUGGUAAAAAAAUUACCAAUCUUCUCCCUGGUGUCGAGUGCUGACGAAGAGCUCCAAGUGGAAGCCUACCACCUCUACAGUCAAGGAUUGCAAUAUGUAUUUUCUGUGGAAGAGGAGCCUCGUUUCCCAUGGGAAGCUCUGCUGGUAUUCUGUCUUGGAGUUUUACAGAUUAUUGGAGGAGCACUGCUCACUGCAUUUACAUUUGGUACAUUGGCUCAAGUCGGCAUGGGACUCAUCACUGAAGGAAUAUCAGACUGCAUCUCUGGCAUAGAGUCCAUGGUGACAGGAGAAUUCAGCUGGAAAGCAUGGGCUAUAGAAAAAGCCAUUUCUAUAGGUGUAUCUCUCAUUGGGUUUGGGGUUGGAAAGCUGAUUGCAAAGGGCAUCAAAGCUUCUAAAAUGUUAAUUAAGGGAUUUGGCAAACAACUGAAGUCUAUGCCAAAGUUUCUCUCCAGACAGGCUAAAGAUGGUUUAAGUGUUGUCACAAAGACAAAUGUGAAGAAUGCAGUAAAACACACUGCUAAAAAAAUGGUAGAGGAAAUCAUUACCUAUGGAUUGGGGAAGGUAGAAGAGGAAAUUCUGACACAAAUACUAAACGGCAUCAAAAAUGAGCUGGAAAAGGGAAUUGUUGACGAUGUGAAAUCCAACAUAGGAAAAGAGCCCUUGGCUACGUUAGUAGACUCCAUUAUCCUCUCACACCUUGAGGAUAAAAAGCAACUUCAUGAUCUCCUGGAGGAUGAGAACAGAAAGAGUGAACUGCUGGCCAUUUUCAGAAAGUUAAGCAACACUGCAGUACAGCCAUUCUAUGCAGACCUCAGCUGGCAGAACAAGAUUAACUCGUCCAUCUCCAAAGUGAUUGACAAAGUUAAAGUCGAGGCCAAAGGAAAAGCACAUGGAAUUCUGACAGCCAUCCAAACUGUUCACAUGGCAACACUGGCAGGAGACGCCAUCAUUGCAGUGAACAGCCUCUCCGGCAGGUUUUUCUCAAACCUUCAUGAACAGCUGAAUGUAUUUAAAAAAGAAAAAGGGUUUUCAGAGAAAGUGAAGGUAAAUGAGCUGUCUGUUUCAGACACUGAGAUGCUGAAGAAAUUCAAGCAGGAUUUAGCCGACACCAUCAGUGCAACAUUGGCUGACGUUUUGGUAGAAGUGUUCCACCAGAAGUUCUCCAGUCACUUUGUUUCUCGUCUUCAAGGCCAAGUAAAUGGCGUCAUUGGCCGUUAUGUAAAAACUGGCUUAAAGAGUGACAGAACAGCAGAAAAACUAAGAGCUGGACAGAACAACAGGUACAUCGCAUACAUGCCAGGAGACCAGAAUUCUAAACAUGAAGUUGAAGGUAAACACUCACAGUCACAUGCUGAAAAGAUCAGGAACCCCAUGACUGCGGGAACUGUUCUUGAUAUCAGAGUCCUGUCAGAAACCACUGGCACUAAGGUUGUUGUCCUAACAGAGGACAGCCAUGGCAGACUUACCAAAAUGCAGGAGCUGAGCCCAGGCACUGAACCCACCAGUCAAACUGUGACACUAAUCUAUAGACCAAAGAGUGCCCAAUACCCAGACGGCCAUUAUGAUGUGUGCAUCAAUAACCAGCCAGUGAGCAUAGUCAACAAGGGCAAGAGCUGCCUGUUUCAUGCUUUGGCAAGAGGCAUGAAACCAGAGGCCAGUGAAGAAGAGAUUGCUUUGGAAGCAGCCCGCCUCCGAUCUGUGGAGGCCGACACUCUCCUCAGACACCCAGGCCAAUGGGAGUCUUUCGUCAAGCGCAAAGAGUGGACUGAAGCAAUCAGAGGAGGGGACUGGUACAUGGCAGAGGGAGCUGUACCAAAAAAAAUCAUAAAAGAAACCAAAACAAGACUUAAGAAAGAGGUUGGAACAAGUGAAUAUUACAAAGACUGGAAAAAAUAUGCAAAAAACAAUCCAGGAAUUGGACAGUUCAUCAAUGCGGAUCACCAGCCACCGGUUCAUAGUAUAUUGGAAGCUAGAAAAUUGAACCAGAAUAGCAGAUUAGCAGAAGCCAUGCUUGAAGUGGCAACAAACUCAUCGCCUCUAGAUAACAACCUGAUUCCUAGUGUGGGCAAAAAUCAUGGCCUUGAACUUCCAACUGUUUAUGUGCCUACAGAAACACAUCGUGAGUUUCCCAGUACCAAAUCAAAAGCCUUUAGAACAUGCUUAGCUACCGCCAUAAGCACAGAUGAUGUUGUGGGCACCUUCAAACUGACGAUCCUUGGUGCAAAUGUGAGAUUCAAGUUGAAUAGCACCAAGAACUUCAAAAACUUUCAGAACAGCACAAAGAGUAAAACCAGGCUUGCCAUUUUUGAAAAGAGUUUUCAGCAACACAGUACAAAGAUGGUACAGACAUGGUUCAACCUGCUUCAAGGCAAGGGAGUCAUGACAAAUGCCGAUCUUACCAACAUUACUACAUGGAUCAACAACAAGGGCUACGAUGAUCAAAACGACCCAUACAGGAACCAAGUCUCCAACCUCCUAUAAUGAAAAGUGAACCGACACCUGAGAAUAUGACUGGUGAACAAGUACCAUGAAAACUGCAGAGAUCUUCCACCUCCCUGAUGAUAACCAAGAGACCUCUCUGGAUAUUCAGUUUUAUCUAUAUGGCGCCAAUUCAUAACAGAAGUUAUCUCAUUGCACUUUUCCUACAGAGCAGGUCUAGACUGUUCUCUUUAUAAUAUUAUUUACAGAGACCCAACAAAUAUGUAUAAUGAGGAUUGCUUUUCCUUUUGGUUUAAUUCAAAAUAACACAAUUUUACUAUCCAAGGGGCUCAUUACAGAAACAAUCUUAACUGCUUGUCCUAUCUCAUCUCAAAAGUGAACGACAGGAAAAAUACAAAUUUGCCAUUACAGAAGUCCAAAGUUUAUUCUACUUUACACCCCUCUGAACUCCAUAAUGCAGUAAAACUUUAUAAAACAUAACUAUUAACGUGGCUAUUUUACACCUGUGCAGUUCUGCCAUCGGCCAUAUAAUUCGGUGGCUGUGAGUGGUAAACACCCCCACUGAAAUGUACUAUGUUACUUUUUUUAUUUGACGUGUUGUACCUGGAAAUCUAAGAGAAAUCACUAUGGUACGUGGUUAGGAUAGAAACAUAAUGUGGAAAUCAGACAUUUUAUUUUUUUUAAAUCUAUUGCUGUAACUAAUGAUCAUUUUAAAUUUAAAAUUGACAUUAGCCUACUAUGGCUGCCCAACUGUAUCUAUUUGGUAUCUUUGAGAAAAGGGGGAUGCAUAAAUAUAUGGUGGGAAAAUUAUUAAGACCUUUUAAUUAAUACAGAUGAUGCUCUCCAUUGACAGACAGGUUUGUGCUGUUUUAUAGUUAGGCAUUUUGGGAUUUUAGCUAUUACAUGUGAUAUGAUAUACAAUAUUUUUAUUUUCCAAUGUCUCUUUCUGUGCUUGUCAUUUCUUCCUAAGUAUAUUUUCCAAAUUGAAAUCCAAACUGUUAUCUGGUGAAGGAUGGAAGACAUAUCCAUCAAUGAAACCGUAACGCGAUGUGGUAGCCUCAACAAGUAGAAAAAUAUAAUCAAGCAUAAGUAUCCGUCAAUGGAGCAAGCUAGCGACUAGCUAACAUUUGCCAACUUUCAACUUAUACAGUCUGUAAUUCUUUUAUACAAGCUACUGAAACUGAGUGGCAGUUUUUCAAACACACCCCUCGUGUAUUUCAGCUCUAUGUCGUACCAGUCUAAUUUCCUUUUCUAUUGGUGUGAGCACAAAGUAACUGCUGGGGUGAUUCUGCAAGAGCUUGACCCUGGAGGAGCUCCAGAGAGGCAGAAACUGCUUGCUGGACAUCACAGAAGGCUCAGAGAAACAGUGAGAAACUGUAUGUAACUGAGGAUAAUGCUGGGAAAUAAUGUAACUAUAGAAAGGGAUGUAAUGUAGGGAAAUCAUUUUGGGAAAUAUUACAGGAUAAAGCUUGAGAUGUGCCUCAGACAUGGAUGAGUAGUUGCUGAGCUGCUGAUUGGAUGAAGAGAAUAGAGGCGGGGCUUGGAGAGGGGGAAGCAGACCUGAUCAAAUCCCUGCCACAGUUUGGAUGACAGGAAUGUUCUUAACAAAGCUCUUUGCACUUGGUGAAUUCUUCUUCCACCAUAAAGUAAUCUUGCUACCUUCAGAUCCACCAGGUUGCAUCCAGUUCACAUUUUCCUAAAUUCUGUUUAUCACUGCGCCCCUGCUCUGUGUCUACAGCAUCUCAUGCAUUAUCUUAAAAAUGGCGUCAAAUGUUUCACUCAGGGAUUCAAUGUAACUGCAAGUGCUACAGCUAAAUUAAAACUGAUGUUCUGGGUAACAAUGAACUUGCAAUAUAUUCUGUGUGUUACUUUGCACAAUGCUCUCUCAUUAUGGCCUGAAUAGCAUGCAACCGUAUGUCUGAAAUACUUCUGUCUUAAUAAAGUGAGCUGAAAGCUACA